Messenger RNA from Cyprinodon variegatus (sheepshead minnow), 3154 nucleotides. It is a transcript of the gene rtf1, whose product is annotated as RTF1 homolog, Paf1/RNA polymerase II complex component. Gene Ontology annotation, cellular component: Cdc73/Paf1 complex. Gene Ontology annotation, molecular function: DNA binding; RNA polymerase II C-terminal domain phosphoserine binding. The record is from RefSeq and is a predicted model, not a curated record. Bases 240 to 2273 code for a protein of 677 amino acids. NCBI's taxonomy places the organism in Eukaryota, Metazoa, Chordata, Actinopteri, Cyprinodontiformes, Cyprinodontidae. The transcript is spliced from 18 exons.
CUUUGUGUCCAUUUAUGUCUAUCAAAAGCAAGCUACUAGAAUGUAAAAAAAGCAAUUAAUAAAAUAGAAUCAUGCUUUCAUUUCAACAUUUCUACAUUAUAAUCGUAGCUUAUUAAUGUAAAACCGUGCGCGCGCAUGCUCAGUUUUGCCUUUGAACCAAGAAGCCAAAUAGCAUCGGAGGCUACUUCAAGCGGUUAGACGACACAGGCGCAGCUAGUAGGUUAGCCGCGUAGUCAACCAUGGUGAAUGUUAAGAAACGGAAACGAGUAAUUGACUCCGACUCUGAAGAUAGCGGUAGCGAUGACAAUUUAGAUCAGGAGUUGUUGUCCCUUGCCAAGGGUAAGAGGGUUGAUUCGGGCGAGCAGGAUGAGACUGUGAACAAACCAGCAGCCUCCACAGACUCUGAGACAUCCGACAGCGACGAUGAGUGGACCGUUGGUGGCACCAAGGGCAAGAAGAAGGUUAAGCCGGGGAAGGGUUCUGAAAAGAAGAGCGCUUCGAAAAAGAAAGUUAACAAGGCGACGGCAUCUGGCAGCUCUGAUGGCGACAGCUCAGCGGACAGCUCUGCUCCAGAGGAGGGAGAGGUGUCAGAUUCAGAAAGUAACAGCUCGUCGUCUAGCUCAGACUCUGACUCCUCAGAGGAUGAGGUGUUUAAAGACGGUUAUGAUGACGACUUGAUGGGUGAUGCUGAGGACAGAGCGCGUCUGGAACAGAUGACUGAGAAGGAGAGGGAGCAAGAGCUGUUCAACAGAAUUGAGAAGAGAGAGGUGCUAAGAAGACGGUUUGAAAUUAAAAAGAAGCUGAAAGAUGCAAAGAAAAAAGAGAAAGAGGAGAAGAAGAAGAAGCAGGAGGAAGAGCAAGAAAAGAGGAAACAAUCUCAGGUUCAAGACACUCAGGUGGUGUCUAUGUCACACAAUAAGGAACGGCGAUCCAAACGUGAUGAAAAACUGGACAAAAAGUCCCAAGCCAUGGAAGAACUAAAAGCUGAACGUGAAAAGAAAAAAAAUAAAACAGCUGAACUGCUGGCUAAAAGAGAGCCCCUCAAAACAAGUGAAGUCUAUUCAGAUGAUGAGGAAGAAGAAGAGGAAGAUGACGAUAAAUCAUCUGUUAAAAGCGACCGAAGCUCACGUUCAUCGUCUUUUGACGACGAUGAAAAAGAGGAGACUCCUCCAAAAUCACAGCCUGUUUCGCUCCCUGAAGAGCUCAACAGGGUCCGUCUUUCCAGACACAAACUGGAGCGCUGGUGCCACAUGCCCUUCUUCGCCAAGACAGUGACAGGCUGCUUUGUCAGAAUAGGGAUUGGGAACAGCAGCAGUAAACCAGUUUAUAGGGUUGCUGAAAUCGUGGAUGUAGUAGAAACAGCAAAGGUUUAUCAACUUGGAUCAACGCGGACAAACAAGGGAUUACAGUUAAGGCAUGGGGGUGACACACGAGUGUUCAGACUUGAGUUUGUAUCAAAUCAAGAGUUCACAGAAAAUGAAUUUAUGAAAUGGAAGGAGGCGAUGAUUGUCGCUGGGAUGCAGGUACCAACUCUGGAUGAAAUCACCAAGAAGGAACAGUCCAUCAAAGAAGCGCUGAAUUAUAAGUUUAAUGAUAAGGACAUUGAGGAUAUCGUUAAGGAGAAGGACAGAUUCCGAAAAGCACCGCCUAAUUAUGCAAUGAAGAAAACACAACUACUUAAAGACAAGGCUAUGGCAGAAGAAAGUGGUGAUGGAGAGAGAGUAAAAACUAUCCAGGAUCAGCUGAAUGAGCUGGAGGAGAGGGCUGAGGCACUGGACAGACAGAGGACCAAGAAUAUUUCAGCCAUCAGCUACAUUAAUCAGAGGAACAGAAGCUGGAACAUUGUUGAAUCUGAGAAAGCACUUGUGGCUGAAGGCCAGAAUUCCAAAAAUCAACAAAUGGACCCCUUCACACGAAGACAGUGCAAACCAACCAUGGUGUCAAAUGCCAGAGAUCCGUCGGUCCAUGCAGCUAUUCUCGCUCACCUGAACCAGAAGUAUGGCUCAGGGUCAGGGGGUGCAGAUCCUGCUAGUGCAGACAAGAACAAAGUGGGCCAAGUAAACCCUAAAGACAAAGAUGUCCCCAAGCCAACCACUGACCUCUCAGAAGACCUGUUUAAAGUUCAUGAUUUUGAUGUUAAGAUUGACCUACAGGUUCCUAACGCAGAAGCGAAAUCUCUCUCAGUGAGCUCCAACGCCCUGCCCGUGAAGGACGGAGCUCCCCGUCGGUCACUUAACCUGGAAGACUACAAGAAGAGGAGGGGCCUGAUCUGAUUCAGGAAGCUCUUCACGCCGGAACCACACUUGCAUGUGGAUGUGGGUUUAUGUUUUGUUUUUUGUUUUUGUUUUUUCUGAGAAAGAGUAUGAUUGUUUGGGUGAGUGAGAGAGUGCGAGCGCAUGAGUGAGUCCAGAAAAACGUGUUUGGAAAGGAACAGACUCUUCAUCCAAAACGAGGAAUAAAUUACUGAUGUAAUAAAUGCAACAAAGAUCACCUUUGGAAGAAAAAUGUCCAAAUAUAUGUUGUUCUUGCAUUAGCCCCAAUGAGCUGUUGUACCUUUUUUUUUUUGUGCUUUACUUUUUAUUUAACCUCUGUUUUCCCACUUCCAACUCAAGUCUGAUAAAGAUGGCACAUUUGGAUUAAUACAUCAGAUAAGGACACUAUCUUAGAAGACUUUAGUUGAUUUUAAUUACUGAACAUCUGAUGGAGUGAGUCGCUUCCCCUCUCCAUCACUCAGACAAUGUUAUAUACCUUUUACCUGCCAUAAAUGUACAAUCAUCAGCCCUUAAAGUCCAUCCUGAAUUCGAACAGUUUUGUGGGUUUUUGCCGUGUAGAUGAUUGUAGUCUGAUUCCAGCAUAGCAUGGCCAUCCAUGCUGAAAAUGAAAAGUUCAGUAUAUGUGGGCUGGACACUUGGGACUUUUAAGGUCUCAGAAAUAGAUAAACAGAGGAACUAUUUUCUUUAGCCUGGUUAUAAAGGUGAAGCUUAAUUUCUCUUAUCUUGUUUGGUUGUUCAUGGCAUUAACUCCUCUGCUGUUGAACUCCCAGAGCAGAUUCUCCAUGUUAUCGAUUGUGUCAAUAGUCGGUUCUUGUAUUGAUGUGGCAUGCCCUGUAAAUAUGCAUUUUCAAGUGAGUGCAGAAAAGAAUAAAGAGGCACUG